AGCGAGGGGCGGCUCCGCUGCGUGCGCUUCCGGUGAAGCCAGUGGGUCGGUGUUUGUGGCGCUGCUGGCGGCUUGUCUUGGAGUCUCGUGGGGGAAGAUGUUCUACCACAUCUCCCUGGAGCACGAGAUCCUGCUGCACCCGCGCUACUUUGGCCCUAACUUGCUCAACACGGUGAAGCAGAAGCUCUUCACCGAGGUGGAGGGGACUUGCACUGGCAAGUAUGGCUUCGUCAUCGCUGUCACCACCAUAGACAACAUCGGCGCAGGCGUGAUUCAGCCAGGCCGAGGCUUUGUGCUUUAUCCUGUUAAGUACAAGGCCAUUGUUUUCCGGCCCUUUAAAGGUGAGGUCGUGGAUGCAGUUGUCACUCAGGUCAACAAGGUUGGACUCUUCACAGAAAUUGGGCCAAUGUCUUGCUUCAUCUCUCGACACUCUAUCCCAUCAGAGAUGGAGUUUGAUCCCAAUUCCAACCCACCAUGCUACAAGACAAUGGAUGAGGACAUUGUGAUUCAGCAGGAUGAUGAGAUCCGCCUGAAGAUUGUGGGGACCCGUGUGGACAAGAAUGACAUUUUUGCUAUUGGCUCCCUGAUGGACGAUUACCUGGGGCUAGUGAGCUGAGCAUAAGAGCCUCGCACCUUAUUUGGUCGUCAUCUUAAGAGUAUGCCUGUCACAAGUCCCAUUUUGCACAGAGGCCCAGUCCGGUCGCUGUUGGGGAGGCAAGGAAGGUUCCUUGUCCUCAGAAGACAUCUGGUGCUUCUGGCUGAGCUGCUGCUUCCAGACUUUUGACUGUGUUGUCAGCAUAAAAGUUGUUGGUUCUCUUGAAA
Molecule: messenger RNA, 822 nt
Organism: Lepus europaeus (European hare)
Lineage: Eukaryota; Metazoa; Chordata; Mammalia; Lagomorpha; Leporidae
Gene: POLR2G
Product: RNA polymerase II subunit G
Exons: 8
Coding region: 98-616 (172 amino acids)
Biological process (GO): DNA-templated transcription; positive regulation of translational initiation; positive regulation of nuclear-transcribed mRNA poly(A) tail shortening
Cellular component (GO): P-body; RNA polymerase II, core complex
Molecular function (GO): translation initiation factor binding; single-stranded RNA binding; single-stranded DNA binding
Source: RefSeq, a predicted model, not a curated record